AUGCAGAUGACAGAGGUUUUAGAUACCUUGAGGAAUCCCCAGCUCUUUCGUCUACAUGAUCAAGAAGAGAAUCCAGAAACCAUCCCCAUAAGAAACCCAGGAGUUCUGAAAGUUUCUCAUCAAAAGUUUAGGCAUUUUCAGUACCUGUCAAUGACCGGGCCUCACCAAGCUGUGAGUCAAAUCCAGGAGCUCUGCUGGCAAUGGCUGCAGCCAGAGACCCACACCAAGGAGCAGAUGAUGGAGCAACUGGUGCUGGAGCAGUUUCUGAACACUCUGCCAGAGGAGGUUCAGACAUGGGUGAGGUCGAAACAGCCCAAGAACAGCAAGGAGGCAGGAACUCUUGUGGCCAACUUGAUCCAAGCGUGUGGGGAGAAAGGUUUCCUCACUCAGGACUCUGUCCUUGCAGAAAAGAACACCAAAGAAGAGCAAAAGGACACAAAGAUGUUUGACAAUCUGCCGUCUGCUGGAUCCCAGUGUCCAUGUCAAGGAUCCCAAGUAGAGAUGCCCACAGGAACUGCUGAGGAGUUGGUGACUUUCAAGGAUGUGGCUGUGGACUUCAGCCCGGAGGAAUUAAGCUACCUUAGUGCUUCUCAGAGGAACCUCUACCGGGAGGUGAUGCUGGAGAAUUACGGGAACCUGGUCUCCUUGGGGUACCAGUUUCUUAAACCUGACAUUAUCUCAUGGCUGGAAGAGGAGGAGUCACGUGCGAUGGAGGAAGACAGCAAUACAAUGAUAUGUCAAGAUUGGGAGAACAAACCUGAAACCAAAGAUGUAACUCCAGAGCAAAGCCUGCCUAUAGAAAAGUCAUCCUUGGGGGCAGGAAUGGAGGAUUUGGAGGUAGGUAACUCCUGGCGUGUCUGUGUAGGAGAGUCUUCUCCUGAUGAUCCAUCAGAAUCACACCAGGUCAACCAGGAGAAACUUUUGAGUCCUGGGACAGUGAGUGACCCCAAGACCCUCACUCAGGAAAGAAGCCAUGACAGUGAUGAAUUUGAGAGAAGUUCAGAUCGUACUAAACAGCCAGAGGAUCCUCUAGGAAAGGAUCCCCAGGAAUGUGCUACUCCUGGAAUUUGCACCAGUCCCCAGCCAGUGGUCGACGAGCCUUUCCUCCAAAAGAACAAAUACCACAGAUGUGAAUUUUGUGAAAGAACCUUUACUACCAAAUCGGCCCGUGAGAUACAUGAGCGGAUCCAUACUGGGAAGAAACCCUUUGAAUGUAAGCAAUGUGGAGAAGCCUUCUACCUCAUGCCACACCUCACCAGACAUCAGAGGUCUCAUUGUAGUGAGAAGUCCUCUGGAUGCAAUGAAGGUGGAAAGUCUUUCAUCCAGCAUGCAAAUGUCCGUGGCCGUGUAAAAAUUCAUAGGCAGGAGGACUACUAUGAAUGUUUUCAGUGUGGCAAAGCUUUCAUCCAGAAUGUGCAUCUUUUUCAACAUCUCAAAGCCCACGAGGCAGCAAAAGCCCUUCCAACUGGGUUGCCCCGCAACAAGACAUAUUUAAUUCGCUAUCAGCGGAAACAUGACUACGUUGGAGAAAGAGCCUGUCAGUGUUGUGACUGUGGCAAAGCCUUCAGUCAGAGUUCACAUCUCAUUCAACACUAUCGAAUUCAUGCUCAAGAGAGGCCUUACCAGUGUCAGCUGUGUGGGAAAUGUUUCAGCCUACCCUCAUACCUCACUCAACAUUAUCAACUUCAUUCUCAAGAGAAACCUAUUGAAUGCAAUUACUACUGA
This is a messenger RNA of Diceros bicornis minor, 1725 nucleotides long. RefSeq names its product zinc finger imprinted 2 (gene ZIM2). The record is from RefSeq and is a predicted model, not a curated record. The coding region runs from base 1 to 1725 and encodes 574 amino acids. Gene Ontology annotation, molecular function: DNA-binding transcription factor activity, RNA polymerase II-specific; RNA polymerase II cis-regulatory region sequence-specific DNA binding. The transcript has 6 exons. Lineage: Eukaryota; Metazoa; Chordata; Mammalia; Perissodactyla; Rhinocerotidae. Gene Ontology annotation, biological process: regulation of transcription by RNA polymerase II.